This is a messenger RNA of Vitis riparia (riverbank grape), 1418 nucleotides long. Its product is annotated as E3 ubiquitin-protein ligase CIP8. The record is from RefSeq and is a predicted model, not a curated record. Gene Ontology annotation, molecular function: ubiquitin protein ligase activity. Bases 124 to 1122 code for a protein of 332 amino acids. Gene Ontology annotation, biological process: protein ubiquitination. Lineage: Eukaryota; Viridiplantae; Streptophyta; Magnoliopsida; Vitales; Vitaceae. The transcript has a single exon. Gene Ontology annotation, cellular component: cytoplasm.
AAAAAAAGGCAGAAUCAUCUCCCCUAGAGCAUAUGAAAAUUCCCGAGAGUCUGACGUUCUCAAUUCAGCUCGUCUAUUUCGUCUUAACAUAAUUUCUUGAGACGGUGCAGCAACCGGAACACCAUGGACGAAUCGCCGAUACAGUCCGAUACUUUGCACUACUGGUGCUACCAUUGCGAAAAGCACGUCUCCAUCGAAACCCUACCGGAUCUGCCUGACGUCAUCUGCAACGAAUGUAAGAACGGCUUCGUCGAGACAAUCGGCGUCGCGCCGACAGCUCCGGAGCCUCAAAACGCUGAUCAGAUCGACGAGCGCUCUUUGGUAUACGCGUUCACGCGACGCCUCCGACAUAUCGCUCAGCUGCCGAGUGACGACGAAGAUCCGCCUUCACCGCCUCCAGAUCACCCAUCUGAAGACGACUUUCUGAGAAUCGAUCUCGACGGUUGGGACAAUGACGAGGAUGAAGACGUGAACGAGAACGAUGGAGAGGGAGAAGAACAAGAAGAAGAUCGAUCUGAUAACGAGAACGAAGGGAAUGUAUAUCGCCCAGAGAUAGAUCGAGAUCACCUCCGGAGGCGUCGCGAGAUGUUACGCCGUCGUAUUCAUAACCUCGCUGCCGCCUCCGGCAAUCCGAACGCAGUCCUUGAUUGGGCGAUCUUGAUGGCAUCAGAGGACAGCACAAUCGAAUUUCAUUUUCAGAUGCCCGAACCCGAAGGUUAUACUGGAAAUCCGGAAGAUUACGUUGAUGCAGCUGGAUACGAGGAGUUGUUGCAGAACCUGGCCGAGAGCGACGGAGCUGCGAGAAGAGGAGCUCCACCGGCAUCGAAAUCUGCAAUUUCCGCAUUACCGAGUGUUGAGAUUAAGUCGGAGGAGCAGGUUUUAGCUUGCGCUAUUUGUAAAGAUGUGGUCUCCAUUUGCGAGAUUGCUAGGAAAUUGCCGUGUGGCCAUGGAUACCAUGGGGAUUGCAUCGUCCCUUGGUUGAAUUCCAGGAAUUCUUGCCCUGUGUGUAGGUUUGAAUUACCCACAGAUGAUUCUGAGUAUGAAGAAGAGAGGAAGAAGAGAUUGGUCCCAACUUCUGGAGGAGCUUCAGGUUCGGGUGGAGAGAAUUCGGAUUCUGGUUGACUUGGUUUGGUAAGUUUGCAUUUAUUUACUGUAUUUUGUACUUUUGGUUGUUUGAUGACUUGUGGAUUAGAUGAAUUAUGAAGAAGUUGAGAUUUGUUUUCUGUUUCUUCUGAAUGUAAAUAUUACUGAAUUUGGAUUUGGGGUAUGCUGCUGAGGAAUUCAAUCUGCAAUAUUGGCUUGACAAGUAAAGUAGGCCAGUAGACUUUUAGAGUAAAAAUGCUGCAUAUAGACUGUGAGGAUAUCAUUAUUGUAAUUAUACGUGGAGUAAUUGGAGGGCUUUCUAUCUUUUUGUUAGA